Messenger RNA from Hibiscus syriacus, 465 nucleotides. RefSeq names its product ethylene-responsive transcription factor ERF098-like. Lineage: Eukaryota; Viridiplantae; Streptophyta; Magnoliopsida; Malvales; Malvaceae. Gene Ontology annotation, molecular function: DNA-binding transcription factor activity; DNA binding. The transcript has a single exon. Gene Ontology annotation, biological process: ethylene-activated signaling pathway; regulation of DNA-templated transcription. The coding region runs from base 21 to 452 and encodes 143 amino acids. The record is from RefSeq and is a predicted model, not a curated record.
CUUUUGAACCAUCACAAUCCAUGUCUUUUAUAUAUAUAACCCCUAUCCAGUUCCAUUAUCCCAAACAUUCCUUUCGGACAUUCCAUACACCUGAAAACAAAACAAUGGAAGCAUCUCAGGGAGGGAAGAAGAGAGGGAACAACAACGAGGAGAUUCGAUACAGGGGAAUGCGGCGGAGGCCGUGGGGGAAGUUUGCAGCAGAGAUACGCGAUCCGACGAGGAAUGGAGCACGGCUGUGGCUUGGAACUUUUGAUACGGCCGAAGAGGCGGCAAGGGCGUAUGACAGGGCUGCUUUUGCUUUCCGGGGUCACUCGGCUAUUCUCAAUUUCCCGAAUGAAUACCAGUAUCAGAUUCCACCAUCUUCAUCUAGAGGGAAUCCCCAGAGCGGAGGUGAAGUCAUAGAGUUGGAGUACCUCGAUGACAAGUUGUUGGAGGAUCUACUUGAGACAUGAUGGCACUUAAAAU